AUGAAUUUGCAGCAGCUGCCUCACCGUAUUGUUAAUCUAGUGACAUGGAAUUCUCAGAUCGUUGGUCUUGUUCUCGAUGCUCCCGGUGUACUUCUUAUUUCUGCAAGUCCCCCAGGCUACUAUAGUAAACUAAUAGAGGAAUAUGAUGAUAUAGCAAUAUACAAACCAAAACCUUGUAUACCAGGUACUCAUCAAGUCAGUAGAAGCUUUGGACCUUGUAUGAUGUGUCCGCCUGGUUGGAAAAAUGAUGGUAGUGCUGGAGAGAUGUGUGUCAGAUGCACAACCGAUGAUACAUCAUGGUGUUUUGGCGCUGCUAUUAAUGAAACCAACGUGACAAAUAUCACAAGUUACGAUCAGGCGAAUCCUUAUCCAGAGUCGCCUAUUACAACAGAAUUCGGUGAUAUACUUCUUCAGAAUAUUUUUAAAUUGUCCAUCACGAAACUACAUUGUCUUCUGAUUUCACCCAUAUUCUGGACAUAUGUUGCGAUCGGCUGUGGGAUAAUCAUUUUUAUUAUUAUCAAACUUCUUUCAUGCCGUUUGAAAUCUAAAAAGCCACAACGAUAUCUUGAAAAAAUCUUGUGUCAUUGUGAUGUGAUCGGUCAAGGAAAGCACUGGUUCGGUGGACUGAUAUCAUUAUCACUACUUGUUCUCAUCACAUUUGCUUGGAAGUUCAGUAUAUCAUUUAGUUAUUUGUAUCCAAUAGAAGAAACAUCAUCGAAUGAGCGACUAAGUGUAUCAUGCGAUGAUUCACUAUUCAAUGCCAAACUCACCAGUUCAUUACAGUUACUAUCGACACUCAAACAUGAAGACGAGAAGCCAAUAUUUGACUUACUCAACAAACAGAAAAUCACUAUGAUUGUUCAAUUUAUUAGUACAGGUUAUACAUGCAAAGAUGUAUCACUGCAACAAAUUCGAGAUCGUGGACUUAACACUCCAUUCACAAAUUUCAACUGUUCAGAGACUAAUAAAAUAUUGACCAUUUCCAAACUAUUACCACAGCAUGUUGUCACAUUGCAAUUGACUUUAAAUGGGCCACAUUUUAUCGGUGGACUUCGUCUCUGUUUUUCAGCACCUUCAGCUAUAAAUGUCACUGCUCAUUCGAAGGUUCAACAAAUAGAUACUUGUAAAUUCUUUUUUACUUCAAAUGGAACUCUAACAAGAAAUCCGACAGUAAACGUCAAAAUGACCAAAUUAAUCAAUCAAACUGCUGGCUUGAUGAUUCCUAAUAAUACAACAUAUACAGGCCUUUGGCUACCUUCUUUCAUGGUCGAUACUCUCACGGAUGAACUACUCUUCUCGCUAGAUGCUGAAUAUCUUCGUUAUGUACCUGACGAAACCAUUCUAGUUGUAGUGAUAACUGAAUCUGAAUUCUAUAUGAAAAAUACGCAAGAACCUAUUGCUCGUCAUUAUGAGAUCGUGUUUAACACAAUUCUAUUUGCAAGUAAGACUUUAGUUAUAAUGACUCGUAACAAGGAUUGA
This is a messenger RNA of Rotaria sp. Silwood2, 1479 nucleotides long. The record is from the annotation of a GenBank genome assembly. Lineage: Eukaryota; Metazoa; Rotifera; Eurotatoria; Philodinida; Philodinidae.